Plutella xylostella (diamondback moth) is the source of this 3158-nucleotide messenger RNA. RefSeq names its product glutamate ionotropic receptor NMDA type subunit 1 (gene Nmdar1). The record is from RefSeq and is a predicted model, not a curated record. Gene Ontology annotation, cellular component: membrane. Gene Ontology annotation, biological process: monoatomic ion transport. Gene Ontology annotation, molecular function: ligand-gated monoatomic ion channel activity; signaling receptor activity. Lineage: Eukaryota; Metazoa; Arthropoda; Insecta; Lepidoptera; Plutellidae.
AUGAAGUCCUACCACAUAAUCUUGGUGGUAUUGUGGAGUUACAGUGGGCUGGCUACCGCCGACAUAGACCGUCGGCGAUUCUCCAACCCGACUUACUACAACGUGGGGGGCGUGCUGUCUAGCAACGAGUCUGUCGCUUUCUUCAAAGAUACUAUUUCUAAUCUAAACUUCAAAGACAAGUAUGUGCCGAGAGGGGUCACCUAUCACGACUAUUCCAUACUGAUGGAUCCCAAUCCCAUCAAAACUGCUCUGAACGUCUGCAAGGAUCUUAUUGCUCAUCGGGUAUACGCAGUGGUGGUCUCCCACCCUCUAACCGGCGACUUAUCCCCAGCAGCAGUGUCCUACACGAGCGGUUUCUACCACAUCCCGGUCAUCGGGAUAUCAUCCCGGGAUUCCGCAUUUUCCGACAAAAACAUCCACGUGUCGUUUCUGCGGACUGUACCUCCGUACUCCCACCAGGCUGAUGUCUGGGUCGAUGUAUUGAAACACUUCAAUUAUAUGAAAGUGAUCUUUAUACACAGUUCCGAUACUGAUGGCCGAGCGAUUCUGGGGCGGUUCCAAACAACCUCCCAGAGCGUGGACGAGGACGUAGAACGCAAGGUGGUGGUGGAGCAGGUGAUCGAGUUCGAGCCCGGCCUGGACUCCUUCUCCGACAAGCUGCUGGAUGUUAGAGGCGCGCAGGCGCGGGUCUUCCUCAUGUAUGCCAGCAAAAUGGACGCGGAGAUAAUCUUCCGCGACGCCAGCCUGCUCAACAUGACGGCGGCGGGCUACGUGUGGGUGGUCUCCGAGCAGGCGCUGGACGCCGCCAACGCGCCCGAGGGGCUGCUGGGCCUGCGCCUCGUCAACGCCACCAAUGAGCACGCGCACAUACAGGACUCCAUCUACGUCCUAGCAUCAGCAAUCCGCGACAUGAACAACUCUGAAGAGAUCCACGCGCCUCCGUCAGACUGCGACAACUCGGGCUCCAUCUGGACCACCGGCCGUCUUCUCUUCGACUACAUCCGUAAACAAACCCUGGACAGUGGUGCUACGGGCCAUGUAGCGUUUGAUGAUCAUGGAGACAGGGUGCACGCCGAGUAUGACAUGGUCAAUGUGAGGGCGCAGGGCGAGCAUGUGGCUGUGGGGAAAUAUUUCUAUUCUAAGGAAGCACACAGAAUGAGACUUGAGCUAAAAGAAAAUGACAUAAUUUGGAUGGGGCGUAGUCCAUCGAAGCCUGAAGGUUUCAUGAUACCAACGCAUUUGAAGGUGCUAACUAUCGAAGAAAAACCGUUCGUUUAUGCUCGAAAAAUCGAAGAUGGAAGCGACUGCAGUGAGGAAGAAAUUCCUUGCCCUCAUUAUAACUCUACUGAUGAUUCAGAUCAAAUGUACUGCUGCAAAGGAUUCUGCAUGGAUCUUCUCAAAUCUUUAUCGAAGUCAACAAACUUCACUUAUUCUCUGGCUUUGUCUCCCGAUGGGCAAUUCGGAAGCUACAUCAUCAAAAACCUAUCCAUGCCAGGAGCUAAGAAAGAAUGGACUGGGCUUAUAGGUGAAUUGGUAUACGAGCGAGCCGACAUGAUUGUUGCACCAUUAACCAUCAAUCCUGAGAGGGCAGAGUUCAUUGAAUUCAGUAAACCCUUUAAAUAUCAGGGCAUAACUAUUUUGGAAAAGAAGCCUUCGCGAUCGUCCACACUUGUGUCUUUCUUGCAACCGUUUUCCAACACUCUAUGGAUCCUUGUAAUGGUUUCGGUCCACGUGGUUGCUUUGGUCUUGUAUCUUCUGGACCGAUUCUCCCCAUUCGGAAGGUUUAAGCUGGCUAAUAUUGAUGGGACCGAAGAAGAUGCUUUGAAUUUAUCCAGUGCUAUAUGGUUUGCUUGGGGAGUUCUCUUGAACAGUGGGAUUGGGGAAGGUACUCCGCGCAGUUUCUCAGCCAGAGUUCUGGGCAUGGUUUGGGCAGGAUUCGCUAUGAUCAUCGUCGCCUCAUACACUGCCAACUUGGCUGCCUUCCUCGUGCUCGAAAGGCCAAAGACCAAACUGACUGGAAUUAAUGAUGCUAGGCUUCGGAACACAAUGGAGAAUCUGACAUGUGCCACCGUAAAGGGGUCAGCUGUGGACAUGUACUUCAGGCGGCAAGUGGAACUAUCCAAUAUGUACAGAACAAUGGAAGCUAACAACUACGACAGUGCUGAGAAGGCUAUUGAAGAUGUUAAACAGGGAAAACUUAUGGCAUUUAUCUGGGAUUCCUCUCGUUUGGAGUUUGAAGCAGCUCAAGAUUGCGAGUUGGUGACAGCGGGAGAACUCUUCGGCAGAUCUGGUUACGGGAUAGGACUCCAAAAAGGAUCCCCAUGGGCUGAUCUUGUCACUUUAGCCAUAUUGGACUUUCAUGAAAGCGGCGUAAUGGAAACACUGGACAAUCAAUGGAUUUUACGAAACAACAUGUUGAAUUGCGAAGAGAAUGAAAAGACCCCAAACACUUUAGGCUUGAAGAACAUGGCUGGAGUGUUUAUACUGGUGCUAGCUGGUAUCAUUGGUGGUGUCUUCCUUAUUAUUAUAGAGGUGGUGUAUAAGAGACACCAGAUAAAGAAGCAAAAGAAACUGGAAAUCGCCAGACAUGCUGCUGAUAAAUGGCGUGGAACUAUUGAGAAACGCAAGACGCUACGAGCGUCGAUCCUGCCAAAUCAACGUCGUGCGAAGUCGAAUGGAGUGAAGGAAGCUGGCAGCAUCAGCCUGGCCGUGGAAAGAGGCGUGGUGAGACGACGUGACGAGCCGCGGGUGCCGAGAUACCUGCCCGCCUACACGCCUGAUGUGUCGCAUCUGGUUGUGUAAACUCUUUGGUUGCUUUGUCUAUGGUUUGAUUUGUUAUGGCGGGAACGUGAUCACGUGAGGUUAAACAAGAGCUAUAGCGUCACGUGCAACUUGGGUUAGAUUAAAUUGAUUUCAAUGAGUAAUCUACGGGUCAUAAGAACAUUUAAAAAAUGCCAUAAGUUAUUUUUGGGGAUAAAUUUUCAAGUUUAUUUUAAUACAUUAUUUCGAUUUCGCAAAAAGUCACGAGUUCUUAUUGUAAUUUUUGUAAACUUAUUUUUUUUAUCUAUACUUAGAAUUUUUUUGCCGAGCAAAAAUUUAAUCACCAGUUGAUUGAGCCCCUUUUGGUGAACAAUAUUUUUUGCAACCUCCUGUACCUA